CGUCUCAGGGUCGACCAUCUGCUGCCGAGCGCCGGAGCGUGCGGGUCAGGACGCCACCCCGUCCUGGACGCGGACCUCCUCGACGUGGGCGCCUGGCGUGCUGUGCAAAGUCGCCCUGCGCCUCGGUCGGCCCCGCGACCUGGCCGCGGAGUGGGACUUCCACUCGGCUACGUUGCGCCCCCUGGACUGGCGGGCCCACUCCUGCUAGAGAGCGAGAGCGCUGGCGGGGCGCGAGCAGCACGGAGCGGAGUGAAUGAGCGAAUGUUGUGGCGCGUCCAGCAGAAGAUUCCGUCUGGCCUGAAAUGAACGCCUAGGUCGCAGCUGACAAUGUGUCGGGCCUAAUUCCAGCUGGUGGGCGUCAUGUCGAACGGAAAGUGACUCUCGCGCAGGUCCGGGACAAACUGAAAUCUGUGCCUGUGCUCCCCAAGUGCUUGUUAUUGUCAAGGAAUAUCGCCUUGACCUCAGCCAACUUCUCAUCUGUGACAUGACAUGGAUUUUUACGACCGAGUUUCCAGUCCUCGAGAGACAAGGUCACAGCCAAUCUUUCUUACUCACUUCUAAUGGAAGUGAUAAUUGAGUAAACUUUCUGAGAGUGGUAACGGGUCAGGCUGAAAUUCCCCAGCUGGCUAUCUUUCCGCAAAAUGGCGUCAGGCCUGCGGCAUAUAGCAACAGAACCAGGAAACUUAAAUCACCGAUUAGAAGUUCCUAAUAGUGGAGCUGGCUCCAGCGGUACAACUAUGUCUGGUCUAACACCUGACGGUUCUGUGCCCAAUUCCAAUAGUAAUGUAGGCAACAGCCAUGGGCAUAGUUAUCUCAAGAGAAGUCCUUUACUUCGUAACAAAAAGAAAUCUGUUGCUGGCACUGCAUCUGAUUCAGAUGGUAGUGUUGAUAGCAACAGCCUUUCGGCCGAUUCCAAUGCUGAAGUUGCAUAUAAGCAUUCUCCAAAAGGUGUGCCUGUUGUUCAAGCAAAGAAAAUUCGGCAAAGAAGAGGAUCUGAGUGGGAAAUCCUAGAAGGUCUAAAAGAUGGUCAAAGAUUUGACAGAAAACCGCCAGUGUUCACUGGAUACCUUCACAAAAAACGUAAAUGGCCAUUGAAAGGUUGGCACAAGAGGUAUUUUCUAGUAGACAAAGGCAUCUUAAUUUAUGCCAAAAGUCCUGUAGCUGUGGCCAGAGGGAAGCUUCAUGGGUCUGUUGACAUUGGUCUUUCUGUGAUUUCCACUAAAAGCAAGCGUAGAAGACUAGACAUUGAUGCUGAGGAGUUUAUUUAUCACUUAAAGGCAAAAACUCAUGAAACCUUUGUGAAGUGGGUAGAUCAGCUUAAGGUUCACCGCCUUUAUCGCCAGCAUGUCUUAACCUUUGGCUCAAGCUCUAGAGAAGGGACACUCACAUUUGCUGCAGGACAUAGCAGUCCAGCUCAACCAAAAAUUCCACUGACCCCUCCAGAAAGAGAAGCUCGGGAUGGCUCUUUACCACGGGGAGUUAAGUUAUGCUCUUCUCCACCAUCCAAUGUCCUACUUCCAGGCUCUUCUGGAAGGAUUUCAAACUGGGUUGUUGAUGCUCAGUCAACUUUGGAAUCACUAAGUCGUGAAUUGUCUCAAGCUGGUCAGACAAUCACACAGCUUAAUAGAAUUUUGGAACAGAUUGAAACCAUACCUACCUUAGAUGUUGAGCCAAUACCUGUUGAGGGAUCUUCACCUAAUGUUAAGAAAGACCGCAAGAAAUUUGGACUCCGUAAAAAGAAGAGCUCCAAGGGUAGUUCAAUGGAUCUUUCAGCUGUUGGUUUUAGUCCUAGCAAAAGUAAUAUUGAAUCAGAGUCAGCAUCCCCCCUGUCUACUGGCUCCUUCUCUGGGCUGUCAACUUCACCUGGUGGCCUAAUGGCACAGAAUCGACUGAGUAGUAGCAACUCAUCGCUCACAAUUGCAACACAGGGAAUGGCAAAUUCUUUGAAUGCCAAUGUAGCCACAAGGCCACAGAGCUUGCCUGGGGCUGAGCACCUUCUGCCUCUUGCUUCAUUGCCUUGUGACAACAAUCGCCUUUCUUCAUUUACCCCAGACAAUCACUUAAGAGAAGAUUUUGUUAUUUUAGCUAAAGAUGUUCAAAAUAUUCUGUCCAAUGUACUUUCUACCCUGAGUACUGAAAGGGAUCGUUUGAAGGUGGCAUUGGAGUUUGAUAACUCAACAUUAAGUGGAGUUGGUCUUAAUACCAGCUCUGUUGGAGGCCUCUCAGCCUUGCCUGGUCUCCGUGCAUCACUUAAUCAAGCACUGCAACAAAAUCAAGAUUUACGUACUCGUCUAGCUCGGAUUCACGAAGCAGCUGAUUUGAGUGAUGUUUCUGCUCCUCCCAAGCCCAUUCAUGCAUCGUUGUCAUAUAGUUCAUCUUGUGUUAGUGCCUCAGAAUUCUUUGAUGCUGAGGAACAUCAUGAAAAUAGUGUUGCAUCUCCAACUGAGGAAAGAGUGGGAGACAUAAGUGGAAUUGUUCAAAGAUCUGAGGGUGAGAAUGAGAAUGAACUAGAUGGUGAACCAGGCGCCAUAAGUGAUACAUCAUCAGAAGCAGGAAGUCUAACAAGUGAAGAGGGAAGUGCAUCAAGUGAAAACAGUGAAAUGGCAACAGAAGAAUUCAAUGCUGUUGAAAAUGCUGGAGGAGGGGAGUCUCUAUGUCUAACUGGACGUCGAACUAAGUUGCCAGCCCCUCGUCCUGAUUCUGAAGGACUCUCUUUAUGGAAUUUACUUUGUAAAAAUAUUGGCAAAGAUCUUUCCCAAAUUUCUAUGCCAGUUGCACUAAAUGAACCAUUAAAUAUGCUGCAGAGGCUGUGUGAAGAACUAGAGUACAGUGAGCUUCUUGAUAAAGCUGCUGAGAUAAAUGAUCCUCUUGAGCGUAUGGUGUGUAUAGCUGCAUUUACUGUGUCAAGCUAUGGCUCUUCAUACUUCAGAGCUGGCUCCAAACCAUUUAAUCCAUUGCUUGGAGAAACUUAUGAGUGUGUUCGGGAGGAUAAGGGCUUCCGUUUUAUUGCUGAACAAGUAAGUCAUCACCCACCCAUUAGUGUAUGCUACGCAGAAUCUCGCAAUUAUAUUUUCUGGCAAGAUGCAAGAAUCAAGACCAAAUUCUGGGGAAAGUCAAUGGAAUUUCAGCCUACAGGUGUUGUGAAUCUUCAGUUACCAAGAACUGGAGAUGUGUACCAAUGGAAUAAAGUGACAACUUGUGUCCACAAUUUAUUCAGUGGUCAACGAUGGGUUGAUCAGUAUGGAGAGCUACGCAUUACUUGUAACUCAGGCAUCAGCUGUAAACUCACUUUUGCUAAGGCAAGUUAUUGGUCUGCAAAAAGGCACGAAGUCUAUGGACAAGUUUAUGAUGAGAAUGGGAAGGAAGUUCGUAAACUGUUUGGUAAAUGGAGUGAGGCAUUGUAUUGUGGAGUUGCACCAGCUGCCAAAUGCAUUUGGAGGAGAGGUACUAUGCCAGAUGAUUACGAAAGAUACUACGGUUUUACACGGUUUGCCAUUGAGCUGAACGAACUAGAUCCAGAAAUGGCAAAGUAUUUACCUUGCACUGACACUCGCUUCCGCAAAGACCAGAGAAUGUUAGAGGAAGGUAAUCUGGAUGCUGCUGAACAAAUCAAAAUGGAUCUAGAACAAGCUCAACGAGAGAGGCGUAAAACAAUGGAGCUUGAAGGUGUAAAGCAUGAGCCGCGCUGGUUCACGAGGAAAACCCUCAGCAAUGGCGAAGAAAUUUGGGAAAAUAAUCACAAAUAUUGGGAGUGCCGCAAGUCACCUGGAUUCAUGAACAUGGGAAUUACACCCCUGUGGUAGUUCUAUUAAAUCAAGUCAAUUUUCUUGCUUGCUAUUUUCAAUUCAUAGCCUUGGCCUUGAUCCCAUCAUGCUAUUUCAAUGCUAUGGCGUUCUAUAAAUUUUCAUGCUGAGAUCGUAGGGCAAUUUUCAGUACCUGCUUGCAUUUUUUAUCCAUCUGAAAUUUGACCCAAUAUCUAAACCAAUGAAGUUCUGCAUUUGAUGCUGAAGGAAAAAUCUUGUGUAUAAAUGUUUGUGAAAACAAUACUUUUCUAUUUUACUGCUUUAAUUUAUUGACUUGUGGAUUGCCUCCUGUUCUAAAUUUUUUAGAUCUACCUCUUGGUUUAGGAAAGAAGUGAGAAAUUUUGUUUUUCUUGUUGUCCCGUAUAGUUUACCUAAACGUUCAACUCUGCAGUUGUAUGGUUAUGACACAAGUGAAUUUUCUUUUGAGUAUUCCAUGCAUGAAUAACACAGCUGUAGUAAAGUUUGUAUCUUUAAACACUGUUUAACAGUAUUCAACUCUCAUCUACUUAUGAUUUACUGAUUUGAUCGUUGGUUACCUUCUUGCUUGUGGUCUCAUUUGGUCAUUGCUUGUCUUUGUACACUAGCACUCUCAUUCUCCUUGUUGUUUAACUGUUUCAAAAACAAUUCCCAAUUUCAUUACCCUGUCAGGUAUCAAAUUUGCAAUGAAGUGGCUUUUGAAGAGGUGUGUGUCAAUAUGCAUCGUAAACAUUCAUCUUUUGUGUCAUUUUAGAAAUCUUUUAAUCUACAGAAGUUUGUUUGAUUUAUAAACAAUGGUCUAUUAGGGCUUCUUAUAAACUUGAAUUUCAUGAAAAUGAUGUGGUAUGAUAUGAUUCAUUUGAUGAUUCUCAUGCUGGACGUAGAGAAUUGCAGUUGUAGAUAAAAUUGACAUUUUGUUAAAAAAAAAAAAGAAAAUGAACUUUUAGAACUGUGAUAUUGGGAGCUAAGAUGUACAACGAUCUUGCUGAUUCUCAAGAUUGUGUAGGUUGAUUAUGAAGUAAUGGCUUCCUGUAAGAAGAGCCACUUUCAGUCAACUGAAUUUGUAGUCCUAAAAACUCCCAGACUCUGGACUGUAAUUUUUUUAUAACACCCUCUUUAAGUUUUUGAUGCAGGGUGGCUGCUAGGGUAAAGUGCCUGUCCUAAAGUCAAGUAGAGGCUUAGCUGUUAUGUUAUCUAUUAAAAUGUUUAGCUUUUCCAUAUUUUUCAGUUAGUAUGUGUUUGUGUUCUUGUUUCCCUUUUGGUUUUACCGUGUUAAAUCUGCAACAAUUGGUGCUGAUUAUGUUGAAAUUUUUAUAAGUGAAGGUACUCAUAUUUGAGGUCUAUUUUGUUUUUUGUUUUUUUAGUUAAAUCAAUUAUAUAAGAAAUCUCAGGGUAGCAUGAUAAGGAAAACAAACCUGCUCAAAUUUAAGUCAUUGGUUAUGUGCUUCUAUGUAGAGAAUAACUCAAUGAUUACUGGGAUUAUUUUAGUAGGAAUUGCCUUAAAUUAUAAAUUGUGCCUAAUACUGGUCUUCCUGAUGAGCUAGUACCAUUGGGUACAGUGGUUCUUUACUGAAGCAUGUAUUCCAUUUAUUUUGAUGCACUUCUUAGUUGAUUCAUGUGCAAUACAGUAUGUGUUUUCAAGAGAGCAUAGCAUCUUCAUUUAUCUCUGCAAGCAGGCUCUUGCAAUUUGUGUCAUGAAUUGUUUCCAAAUAAUUAUAUACGCUUCACCUUGCUUUUUAAACAAUUCAGAAUGAUUUGAAAACUUUGUGAUGUGUUAUGUAUGGUAGACCUAAGUCUGGUGUGAUUGUUUGCUUAUAAAUUAUUGGAAUAUUUGCUCACAUGUUUCAUCAGAGUAGUUCAUACAUUUGUUGUUUCAGGCUUCUCUUAAUUUUGGUGUGUGUGUCACUCCACAAAAUCCUUUUCAUGUCAGGGGAAACAGGUGAUGCAGUGUUUUUGGCCACAUCAAUUGCCAUUAUUUAUUGCCAUUCUUUGUGUCAUCUUUUUGUGUCUUUCUUUUUGUCUUCAGGACUUUUACUGUAAGUAAAAUGAGGAGUGGAAUAGUACUAUAUCCCAGAUGUAAUCUUACUUAAACUUGAAUUUCUUAUUGAAAUUUUUAGUCAUGAUAAAAUUAUGUAAAGCAACGAACUUGUCCCUGUAGCCUCAAAGGCAGUGUUCCUCUCCAAUAUAAACUGACAUUUAGUUUGUGUUAAAUAGUUUCUAUUGACGUACUUUGCUUGAAUAUAUUGAUCUGCCUUUAGCUGUUAACCAGUCCAAACAAGCCGGCCAUUGCAAUCAAAUGUAAAUGUUGCACAUUCCAUUUUGGUGCAAGUGCUUUUUUGUUUUGUGUUGUUUUGUUUUUCAUGUGUUUUUGUUAUUUAUGAAGUAAGUUUGGAGUAUUUCAUCAUCAAGUUUAGUUGGCAGUUAUUCUCUACUGCAUUUUCCUAAUUUAUCAAUUUUUUAUUGGUGCUUUGUAUUUUUUUCUUCUUAUGUUAGGGUAGCGUCAUUAUAGCUCUUAUUAUUAUUCACGCCUUACUCAGCUGUCCUUUCUCACCUAAAUAUGUAUCGUUUUGCUUUCUGCAAACCAUUUUAAAAGACAAAUUUUAGAAUACAUUCAAUUUCUCUAAGUGAACAUUCAAACUACAUAUUCCUAUAACUUUCUUUGAAUCACUUGUUGUCACAUUGACACUUGUCCUGUUACAUUUUGAGUGUUAUUGUGUUACAUUACAAAUGAGGUAGAAAUCUUGUCCACUACAUGUACUGUAUAAAAUAAUUCUACCCUUAAACACAUAAGCAUGAUGAUUUUAUCUUUUCAUUUUCAUUCAAUUUGUCUUCCAUGUAUAACAAGCUUGGCAAGUUGGGGGCGCUGCCCUUAUUUGUGAUUUCCAUUUUAUAUUUUGAGCAUUAUUGAAGAUUGUUCUUUAGAGUUGUAUCCAUGAAAGCUUAUCUUUUUAAUGUUUAAAACUUGCGAAUUUUUCUCUCCUAUCAAGUAAAUUUUAUGCUUUAAGUGGUCUGAUUUAAAGUUCAGAUUUGAAUUUGAACUCUCAAGCUACCGUAUCCUUUUCUAUUUCAAAAUUUAUCUAACUUCAAAGUUGUCAAUGUAGUUUGGUUUUGUUUAUUUGGUCUUCUCUAAGAUUUUGCAAGUGUUUACAAUUUCUCAUUGAUUUUAUUAGUUGCUGUGAUAACCGUAAAUAAUGGUUCUACCUCCGUGUUUUCAAAGUAGUCAAACCUAACUUUCACUUCAUAUGUUGAAUUAUCACUGGGUCAGAAAAGUUAUCUUUUCACAGGUACUGUACUUCGGAUGAUAUGUUUGAUUCACCUACAAGACUAUUUUUUUUUCUUUCAGAAAUUUUGGAUUUUCAUGAAUGUUCAAGAUUCCACAGUAUGAACUUGUGUUUUCUUGUUUUCUUCUAUCAUGUGUGAGAAAAGUAAGUUUUCUUUUUGUAUUGUCUGUGGGUUGUCAAUCUUUGCAAUCUUUGUUGGUUUUUGUCUGUACUCAAUUUGGGUGUGCGGCCAGGUUGUGCUUGGCUUGCAGUUCUUAAUUAUAUCAAACUAUCGGCACUCAUAAAGAUCAACUUUUUAUUCUUUCUGCAACUUAUGAUGCUUACUAGGUUAAUUUCCCCCGCAACAAUGUGAAUUCAUUUUUCUUUUGCUUUUGCAUGCCCGUUUGUCCAUUUGCUCUGACCCUAUUCUAUUCAUUUUGACCGAUCCUGUUUCAUGAAAUGUGCAUCAGUUAAUGACUUUUGUACAGUAUACUGUACUGCGAAGCAAAGCUUUCAUACAUCAUCAUAUAUGCAUUGAAGUCUCUUUCUACUUUUGUUUUGACAAAUUAUUAAAACAUUGUUAAUUUUAUUAAUAUUUUGCCAAUUCUAUUUAAUGCUAAAUGUUAAAGCUUAACAUUUGAGAACAUGAGUAUUUGGUUGGUGGAUACUAGGACAUUCAACUGUGCAAUUUUUCAUAUAAACUCGGAGAUAUAUUUCCAAAUCAGCUGGAAAGUAUCACUGUUAAUAACUUCGGGUUGAGUUGAAUGUUCAUCACAUGUCAACAUUGUGAUGUUAUUGUGAUCGUAAGUUAACUUAUCUUUUAAAUAUGAAUUUGACUUGGGUAAUUUGUAUCCACUGUGUUAAGAUUGUCAAUUCUUUGAUAAACUGUAGAGUAUACUAUUCACCUAUUUUAAAUAAUUUCACCCAAUGUAACAUUAAAAUUUAUUGUAUGUAUUACAAAAACAACAACAAUAAAUAUCUGCAUGAUAGAGGAGAAAUGUCAUUCCUAAGUUCUGAAUGUGAUUUCUACGUACAUGCAAUAGAUUUUUGUGGGGUAUCAGAAGGUGUCAUGACAUCACAUUAGUAGUACAAAUGUUGUGCUGUAUCAGUUGGUUACCAGGAAUUAUUUUCUUGUUUGAUUUUAUGUGGUCAGAUGUUGAUGCCCUUUAGGCAUAAGACAAUUUUGAGGAUCCAUUUUUGCUGAUUAGCACAUUGAAUCCUGUUGACUAUUAUGUUCAAAAAUUUCAAAUAGGAAGCAGUGUAGAAGUCAUACAAGCAAGAGUAAUUUAUGAAUUUGAGUCUGAUUUCAUGACAGUUCUGUUCACUUUGUUGUACUCAUGAAAUAAAUAACUACUUGCAACAUA
Molecule: messenger RNA, 8403 nt
Organism: Frankliniella occidentalis (western flower thrips)
Lineage: Eukaryota; Metazoa; Arthropoda; Insecta; Thysanoptera; Thripidae
Product: oxysterol-binding protein-related protein 6
Exons: 19
Coding region: 642-3803 (1053 amino acids)
Cellular component (GO): cytosol; intracellular membrane-bounded organelle; perinuclear endoplasmic reticulum
Molecular function (GO): cholesterol binding
Source: RefSeq, a predicted model, not a curated record